Molecule: messenger RNA, 1010 nt
Organism: Lycium barbarum (goji berry)
Lineage: Eukaryota; Viridiplantae; Streptophyta; Magnoliopsida; Solanales; Solanaceae
Exons: 1
Coding region: 88-939 (283 amino acids)
Source: RefSeq, a predicted model, not a curated record
UUCUAACAAGUUCCUAAGCACAUAAUCUUGUCCUCCACCUCCUAUCCUCCAGCCUCUUUCAAAACAAAAGCCAAGAAAAAGAUAAAAAUGAAACUUCUUGUUACAAAGAGCUAUACGAAUGAAAUGAAGUACCAAAACUUGGCCAAAUUUAUGGCAUCUCAGCCCAUGAAGAAAUUCAUUCAACUACUUGUUUCAAUUUCUUUAUUUUCAUUCCUAUUUUCCUACUCCUCAUCCUUCUUUAUCCAAUAUUCAUUAAACUUCUCAUUUUAUGUAUUUCCUUGCCAACUUCUAAGCCAUGAUAUGCACAAAAACUAUGUAUUUCUAAUAUGCAAUGGAAUAUUCUUUGUGCUCCUCAUUAAGAGUACUUCUAGUGAGGAGGAGGAAGAGGAAGAAGAAGAAGAAAAAGCAGAAGAAGACGAAGCGAAAAAUGGAUUCUUGAACGAAUUUCAAGAAACCGAACCUCUAUGUAUUGGUGCUCAAACCUCGUAUUUAGAAACAUCAAAUGAAGAAGUACAUGCACGACAUGAAGAGGUGGAAUUAGUGAGCAUUAAAGUCAGUGAGUGUCAUCGACCGUCUUUAAACGUUGAAAAUUCAAACUUGGCACUUGUGAAAUAUAAGCAAGAUGAGUCGACGUCAAAAGGUCGAAUUUUGGACAAAGAAAAGGAAGAAGGUGGUGUUGGAAGCGAAAAAUGUUCAAGAACCUACGAUAUAGUAGAGGCAGAUAAUUGUGAAGAAAAUGAUGACAUGGAACCUGAAAAUGAUUUUCUAUUGGAAGAAGAAGAAGAAGAAGAAGAAGAAGAAGAAGAAGCGGAAGAAAGUGGUGAGCCAUUGAAUAAGUUGAGUGCUGAGGAAUUGAACAAGAAAUUUGAAGAAUUCAUAAGAAAAAUGAAGGAAGAAAUUAGGAUUGAAGCUAGGCAACAAUUAGUCCUAGUGAAGUAAUUAAUCAAAAUAUUCACCUUAAUUAUGUAAUGUAUAUCGGUUUUAAUGUACAUGUUGAGUUAUUUCUUUUC